AUGGCAAGCAGCCGCCAUGACACCUACGGUCGCUUCACUUCGCUGCAUCGAACCAAUUCCUCUUCGCAAAAUCCCUAUGAAGAGAAUGAACGGGAGUCGCUCUCCGAGCCGUUCAGUCCUACGGGUUUGCUCGGGGAGCAAUACGAUUUGCUUAAACAGCAGAUGGAGGCGAGAUCACGGAUAAACAAUCCCAACGACAGCCCAUUCACAAGAGGUCUUUUGGGAUCUCUCGCUGAUUUCGAAAGCAGAGGGUACCGCCCUUCAUACGAUAGGGCGAGAGCUCCAGGCGGAUUGUAUGGAUCAGAAUCAACAGCAAGCUCCUCGAACCGUUGCGGUCCAAGACGAACGCCGAGUGUCUCAUCCGUUAGAACCGACUCGAUCUAUUGCGCUCAGUCUGGUGUUACACCACCUCCUCUGCUGGAUAUAUCACCGACACUUCCGCAGCGGCGAAUAUCACAGCGGGAUCGGAACUCUCAAAGUGUCAGAUCACCAAGUAGUCGACCACUGCUGACUUUGCCCGAGACCUCAAACACACAGUGGAGCAGCUCUUAUCCGCCGUCGCUAGAUCGAAGCCAUUCAGUUGCUGUUCGGUCUUCGAGUGGUUCUUGGGGUCCUUCGGCGAGCGGAUCUGGUUCACAUGCAACGCUUGUGUCCUCGAUGCCAAGUCGCCGUGUUUCCACAGCUACUGCUCCAGCUCGGACUGAAACAUGGUAUCAAGGCGAUCAGGCUGAACCGAAGCGUCGUGGUACAUUACGGAGGUGCUGA
Messenger RNA from Fusarium mangiferae, 765 nucleotides. RefSeq lists its product as uncharacterized. The transcript has a single exon. Bases 1 to 765 code for a protein of 254 amino acids. The record is from RefSeq and is a predicted model, not a curated record. NCBI's taxonomy places the organism in Eukaryota, Fungi, Ascomycota, Sordariomycetes, Hypocreales, Nectriaceae.